Molecule: messenger RNA, 1443 nt
Organism: Oryza brachyantha (malo sina)
Lineage: Eukaryota; Viridiplantae; Streptophyta; Magnoliopsida; Poales; Poaceae
Product: glutathione S-transferase T2-like
Exons: 1
Coding region: 12-1265 (417 amino acids)
Source: RefSeq, a predicted model, not a curated record
GAGGGCCUGAGAUGGAUCCCUCCAAGAGAGGUUCCAUGAACUUGUUAAACCAAGGCUCCCCAAGCCAACAUUCUAGCCAAAACUCCCCUCCUACUCAAUUCCCCUCAACUUUCUCCCAAUCACAAUUUCCCCAAUCCCCACAUUUUACCCAAGCCUCACCACCUAAUUUCCAAACAUUCAACCCUUUUGGUCCUCCAGCCAACUAUCACCUAUAUGGUAGUUCUCCUCCAAACUUUCAAGGUUUUCAGCAGCAAGCAAGCUGGUUACAAUCUGCACCAAUAAGUUUUCAAGGUAUUCGUCCUCAAGAAAGUUGGAUGCACUCACCAAAUCAAGUUGUUGGGUCCGCCUCAUCUCAUGGAUCCGAAUCAGCCUCUCAGUGCCCUGCAAGACAGGAAGAGAACAAUUUGGUUAACAUCGAAGAGUCAAGUGACAGUAGCCAGGAGACAGGGAGAAGAGGGACACGCGUCAACUGGACCGAAGAAGAAAACUUACGACUCCUCAGCUCUUGGUUGAAUAACUCACUAGAUUCUAUAAAUGGCAAUGACAAGAAGAGAGAAUACUAUUGGAGGGAGGUUGCUGCAGAGUACAACAGUAAUACAUCUAGCAAUAACCGCAAAAGGACAGUCGUGCAAUGCAAGGCACAUUGGGGUGGUGUUAAGAAGGACAUUGCAAAAUUUUGUGGAGCUUAUUCUCGAGCUAGAAGAACCUGGAGCAGUGGAUUCUCUGAUGAUAUGAUCAUGGAGAAAGCUCAUGCAUUAUAUAAAUCGGAAAACAAUGAUAAAACUUUCACAUUAGAGUAUAUGUGGAGAGAAUUAAAGGAUCAACCAAAAUGGCGACGGAUACUUAAAGAGGACAGCAAUAACAAGAGGACUAAGAUUUCUGAAUCUGGUGCAUAUACAUCAUCAUCCAACCAAGAAACUGAGGAGGAGACCAGCCAAAAAGAGAAGCGUCCUGAAGGGCAGAAAAAAGCCAAAGCCAAGCUUAAAGGGAAGGGAAAAAAACCUGCACCGUCUCCUUUGGGGGACCAGCCAUCUCAAGAUUUUGUUCUCUUCAACGAAGCUGUAAAAUUGAGAGCAGAAGCAGUGCUGAAAUCUGCAGAAGCAACCACCAAAUCAGCGGAAGCAAAGAAGGAACAAACUAGGAUAGAGAAGUAUCAGACAUAUUUAAAGUUGUUGGACAAAGACACUGCUAAUUUUAGUGAUGCAAAACUUAAGAGGCAUGAAGCUGUCCUCGAAAAGCUAGCUACAGAACUUGCAGAAGAAUAAAAGAUCCCUAAGUUAUGUUUGAACCCCUAGUACUUAGUGUGUCACUGUUUCAUUAAGUUUAACUUGCUAGUAAUAUUUAGACAUGUGAUAGGUUUGUAGGGCAAGUAAUUGUUGUAUUGUGAACUCAGUGAACGAUGAAUGUAAUAUUUCACUAGUGAGAAGGCAUAUGAAGUGAUAA